AUGAACUGUGAGCCGUCGUCUUCCUCACCAUACGACGAGAAACAACUCGAAGAUGCUUUAGUUCGAAGUCUGAGAGGUCAAGUGAAACGAGCCAAAGAGUUGGAAACAAAAGCAUUAAGACGACUACAGAGACUUCGUCAGAUAGUUCGAAAUGAAGCGCAUAAUGAACAAGCUCAAGAAUAUAUCGAUGAGAUUAUUAAAAUCAACGAAAAGGACGGUGGUGGUGAAUUGCUCCAUGUGAAUACACCAGAUACACGAGCGUGGUUUUUGAGACGAGACGAAUCUUGGAUCUAUAUAGAACGUGAAAAUGACAGUUCUUUCAGUCUGCUCUAUUCCGUGAAAAAACUCUACAAGUCGAAAUAUUUGAUCCAGGCGAUGGCGGAAUAA
Messenger RNA from Anisakis simplex (herring worm), 387 nucleotides. The record is from the annotation of a GenBank genome assembly. NCBI's taxonomy places the organism in Eukaryota, Metazoa, Nematoda, Chromadorea, Rhabditida, Anisakidae.